Molecule: messenger RNA, 735 nt
Organism: Phodopus roborovskii (desert hamster)
Lineage: Eukaryota; Metazoa; Chordata; Mammalia; Rodentia; Cricetidae
Gene: Rpp25l
Product: ribonuclease P/MRP subunit p25 like
Exons: 1
Coding region: 49-534 (161 amino acids)
Biological process (GO): tRNA 5'-leader removal
Cellular component (GO): ribonuclease MRP complex
Molecular function (GO): RNA binding
Source: RefSeq, a predicted model, not a curated record
CCUUUCCCCCAGUGCACAGCAAGAGAGUACCAAAGCCACGGCAGCAGAAUGGAACACUACCGGAGGGCUGGCUCUGUAGAGCUCCCAGCAUCUUCACCAAUGCCCCAGCUACCUCCUGACACCCUGGAAAUGCGAGUCCGAGAUGGGAGCAAAAUCAGAAACCUUCUAGGACUGGCUUUGGGUCGGCUGGAGGGGGGGAGCACAAGGCAUGUGGUGUUCUCAGGCUCUGGUCGGGCCGCUGGGAAGGCUGUCAGCUGUGCGGAGAUUGUCAAACGACGGGUCCCAGGCCUACACCAACUCACCAAGCUUCGUUUCCUGCAAACUGAGGACAGCUGGGUCCCAGCCUCACCAGACACAGGCCUAGACCCCCUCACAGUUCGACGUCACGUGCCUGCAGUGUGGGUACUACUCAGUCGGGACCCCCUGGACCCCAGUGAAUGUGGCUACCAACCCCCAGGAGCGCCCCCCGGCCUGGGCUCCAUACCUAACUGUGGUCCCAGACCCCGAAGAAGGGCUCGGGACACCCGGUCCUGAAGACCAGCUGAGCCCGAUUGUACUCUAGACCUGAAUAUCUGCCUUGUGUAAGAAGCGCAGUGUGACACUGAGCAUGCCAGCCAGGCUUGAGUCCACUCAAGUCUUGCCUGCCCUCCCAUCCCUCUGGUUUGGGGUGGCAUUGCUAUGAGGAAUGGAAGGUGUGGGUCAGUGCUGAAUUAAAGACUGCUUGAGAAGGGCUUA